Annulohypoxylon truncatum is the source of this 2728-nucleotide messenger RNA. RefSeq lists its product as uncharacterized. The coding region runs from base 298 to 2421 and encodes 707 amino acids. The record is from RefSeq and is a predicted model, not a curated record. Lineage: Eukaryota; Fungi; Ascomycota; Sordariomycetes; Xylariales; Hypoxylaceae. The transcript has 2 exons.
AACUAUCUCGGCAACAUCCAUACCAGAUUAAAGUGAACAAGAGGAGGGCAUUAUUCGUCCAAUUGGGUCCCAUGAAUAAUAUUAUAUUCGAACUUGGAGAAUUUUGCACUCAACUAGAUGUGUAUCACGCGUUCCGCAUCCAAUUGGUGGAGUAGGUGAAUAACAGGUGUUGACAUCUAAGGAGGCCAAGUCCAGGUUGGGGUUGAGCGGCGUUCCGUCUGAACUCAUUAGGCGCAUGAAGUCGAUAUCCGACCGAACACACCAUGAUCCGAUAAGAGAAACUAUUGAAGACAUUCAAUGGACUCUUCAGCUCCGAAGCGAAGGAAGACGUCGCCUACGACGAACGUUCCGAUAGGCGGUUCGGACGCACCGUCAACCUUGGGUUCGCCAGCUAGACGACCUCCGCGACGAAACAGACCGUCUUUCGCGUCGCCGACGAAAGCUAGCCUAGCGCGAUCGAACCCCGACAUUCUAGAGCGAAGAAGUGCCUCUCGAGCCCCAGAAGCUGGACCAGCAGGAGAUGACACGGGGACACCCGUUGGUGAAGCGCAAUACGCGCAAUCUACGCCAGCUGACCAACCAUGGAGUCCGGUCCGACGCGCUACAGGAGCUAUGGCCUCCGCACCGCGAAGAACACCGAACAAACAACCGUCACAACCAAUACCACAGCCUUCAGCAGGAGAUGCAGCAUUGCUGAAUCCAUUUAAAGGUCGCGCAUUGCGACGUUCUCCGCCUCUUGGGACGCCCGUACCAGAAAUUGCACCGGAGCCAGAAGUCCAAGAAGCAGAAGAACAAGAAGAACCAGAGGAACAAGAACAGCUCCAAGAACCGGAGGUAGAAGAGGAUGCAGAACGUCGAGAGGAACAAGAUCAACCUGAUGAGCCCGAAGAAGAACCUGAAGAAGAACCUGAAGAACAAGAACUUCCGCCCACGCCGACACAAAAAGGAAUAUCCGAUCCUGCCUCGGUUACCACCUCUCCCAUGGGUAUUCAUAAUACACCCACCAAGCGCCCAAGAAGGAGUAGAGCAUUAGCCGAGAGAAUUAAGAGUUCUCCGCUCAAGCAACCUCCUCUCUUCCCCAAAGGACCUACUAAAGAAUCUAUGCGUGAAGGGUCUCCGUCUCGAGCGGCAGUAAAAUUAAGAGCUCUGAGAGAACAACCCCAAAGGACGAAAAAACGAAAAUCGCAUUCGGCUCGAAACAUAGAAGAGCCGGACCCAUUAGCUGAGAAGAAAACAUUACGAGAUUCGCUGCUCGCUGAAGUUGCACGUCUGAAAUCAGAUCUAGAACUUGCUACUCGUGAGAAUAAUCGUUUACACCAGUUACAACAGACACGACGGGAUGAUUCGGCGUCAAAAGAUCCAGAAGAUAAAGAUGGCCUUCUCGAUUUAUUGCGUAGACACGUCUUACCGCCUGAAAAAGAGGUGGCACCCGAUCCAACACAAGAUUGGCUCGAAGCAGUGUUAAACCCCAUAUCAUUCCUACCUUUUAGCAAAGCAAACCCCUCGCUUCCGAACCUAUUCGCUCCACAAGAAAGUGCUGAAAAAGAAGAAACCGAGAAGCCGCCGGCUUCGCAUCAUCCCAUAUCGAUGACAGCGGACGAAGAAUUACCUUACCUCCAAGUCUUCACCCCAUUGACAUUUACUUCCACCGUCUCGAUCAUACCACGAGACGAUCCUACGAAUUCGGGACCGCUUUCGCAAAAGCAUGCCAUAUCCGUCUCGUCCACGCCGCCCGGUCUAUUCGUCGCCAAGGUCGAAAUGACAGUCAACACCAAAUCGUUAUCCAUCUCCGAAUUAAGCGUACCCCGCCUCGAGCCAUCUGCAGUUUCCGAGCUGGGACCCUUUAUAGAAAAGGUGGUUCACGGCGUAGGAACCAGCGCGCUGACGAGAAAUGUCAGCAUCAUCACCUGGGCGAUGAGCGAGUGGCUCCGCGUCGCGACGAGGAGAGCCCGUUUCUGGUGCGCCGUCGAGAGAGAGCUGGGAAGCAGCGAGGGUCUAGCGAAAUGUGCCGCGGAGAUGCGAAAAGAUACGAGGAAGAGAGGCUCGGGUCGGCGAGCCGCGGCAGAUGACAGCGACGACGAUGAAGACGAGAAUGAAAUAGGGUCCAAGAAGGCGCGCUUCACUAAAGCCGAUCUGUUACCGCAGUUGGGCAGGACGAAUCUGGAUCUAGAAUUGUCUGAUCCCGACGGCGCGGAAGAGGUCCCGAGUAUUCGUAUCCAGUGGCGUAUCGAGUUCGAUUGGACGGGAGAGGCGCAGAGCAAAAUGGAACUGUUGCUCGGGGUCCCGGCGAAGUGGCAUGGACACGAUACGAGGGGUAGCUUGACGAGCAUACCGGGCAUGUUCGACAAACUCGUUCAGGAGAACAAGGAUCCGAUGGAGGCGCUGAGGACGGUCGUCGCUUUACUAGUUGGGGAGGCGUGAGCAAAGUACCUAAUAGGUAAAAGUACAGGGGUCAAAUGGCGUUUUUGUGAGUACUACGGUAAUUCGAGCUAUAAACUCAUGGCGGGUUACGUGUUAUGAGAGCAUGACGGGGUUUUGGGAUGGGGGCGAAAGCAAGCCACCGGACUUUCGGACUUUGUUUGGCUUAGUGGUGACAUACGCUCCUCGCAUGGCAUUCUGGAAUAGUACGUCAAGGUCGUUGAAAUACCCAAGGAACCUCGUAGCUACAUUGUAUACUAGGUACACACCUACGCGACGCUUAGCUCCCUCCUUACCUACCUAUACCUAU